Messenger RNA from Sus scrofa (pig), 1866 nucleotides. The record is from RefSeq and is a predicted model, not a curated record. Lineage: Eukaryota; Metazoa; Chordata; Mammalia; Artiodactyla; Suidae.
CCGGUCCCAUGUCAUCCUGGGCGUCCAGGCUCGGACCGGCUUGCGGGCCCAGAGUCACCGAAUGCCUGACUCUCCCAGAAAUCAGCUCCGUGAGCUUGGGGGAGGGGUGUAGAGUCGGGUCUGGGAUGCCCUCCCCCCUACAGCAGCUGGCUCCCUUCGGGGCUCCCCUCCCCUGACCCUGCUGAUGCGAAGCCACUCUGUCCAGUGUAUUCACAUCAAGAGAGCUGCCGGUGGCGGGCGCCUGGCAGGCAGGGGAUGCUGGUGGCGACAGUGGCUCUGCACACCAGGGCUUUCUUCAGCAGAGCACAGGGCUCCUCCUGCCUAGCCUCACUUUCCGGAGGAGGAAACCCAGGCUCCUCCCUGCCUGAACUGCCUGCAUCUGGGGGAUGGGCCACAGCUGGGCUUGGCGCUGUCUUGACACCUGAAGUUCCUGCUCCCAACUGCAGGCCCGCAGCCCAGGCCCAGACUGGGCGGGAGAGACCCGAGGCACCUUCUCGGCCUGUGCCAGCCCCUCGCCAAAUCUGUUCUGCUCCCUAGCAUUUUCCUUCUCCCAGCACCUGGGAGCUAGCACCCCCCACCCACCCACCCCGAGUGUCCUUCCCCCGCCCACAGCUGUCUCCAGCAGAAGGCUCCAGCCAGCUCCUCCCACCCGGCGCCUCCUGCAAGACAGAACCAGAACCCCAGCUGGUCACAUCCAAAGCGCUUUCUCCACCCACGGCCAACGGCCUCUGUCCAAGGCAGCCCCACGCAUUCACACCCACCUGGUUGAGUCACAGCCACCUGGCUGCCUCCCUGUGCCACUAGUGUGACUGGUAGCACAUCGAGCAGGGCUGACUUCUUUGCCUUCGUGAGACCCCGACGGGACACCUGUCCCCCCAGAAUGAAGGUCCUCCUGCCGGUGCUGCUGGCUGCCCUCCUGGGUGUGGAGCGAGCCCACUCCCUGGUGUGCUUCUCUUGCACGAAUAAGAACAGCAAUUUUUACUGCCUGAAGCCCACCAUCUGCUCCGAUUCGGACAACUACUGCGUGACCGUCUCUGCAUCUGCUGGCAUUGGGAACGUGGUGGACUUUGGCUACACCCUGAACAAGGGCUGCUCCCCGAUCUGUCCUGGCCCCAGUGUCAACCUCGGUGUGGCGUCCGUAGGCACCCACUGCUGCCAGAGCUUUCUGUGCAACAUCAGCGCGGCCGACGGCGGGCUGCGGGCCAGCGCCGCCGUGCUGGGCCUCGGGCUCCUGCUCAGCCUGCUGUCGGCUCUGCUGCGGUUUGGCCCCUGACCCCUUCUCUGUGCCUGGCCCCGACUCCCAAAGCUCAGGAAGAAAGGAACGCCCAGCCCCUCGAGACCCCAGAGGAUCCUGACGCCGACUCCUCACCCUGCUGCUCCCACCCCCUCAGCCCUGGGACCCACGGGCAGCCCGCCCCCUGCACCUGCACCUGCCAGCCCCCCGACUUGGUGUGUGUGUCAGCCUCCCUUGGGGGGACCUGGGAACGGAGACUGAGGGUCCUGGAGUCAGAACUGAGUCCCUGCUCCUGUGUGCCCCCAGGUAUGGAAGAUGGGCUGUGUGGACAGGCGUGCGGCCCGUGUGCCCUGCCAGGCGUGUGUGAGGGAAGGUGUGGACAUAAGUGUCAGGAGCCCAGCGUCAGCAGUCCCCGGGGCCCCAGGUGCCCGCACAGCCCUGUCCCCCAGUCUCUGCGCAGCUCAUUUGGCUCAGAGCUCAGCCCUCUGGGAGGCCCAGGCUCCACCGUCCCAGGUCUAGGCUGCUGACCCAGGAAUUCGCGCCCACCCCUGACCCGCUGCAGCCCCUGCCCCACCCCCCUGGGUCCUCCUGCUGCUUUGGUGCCUCAAAUAAACAUGGAUGUUCCCACCUUU